AUGUCUGCCAACAGAGAAAACACGCUGCACGAUUUGCGGAUUGAUGUCUCGGCUCUGCCGGACAUUACGCAACCCGAGAUGGAUUUCCUCGACUCUUCCUUCUUCCAGACCCGCGAUAAUGCUCAAGCUUAUCUAAAUCUUGAGGAAGCGCAAACGUUAUGGGCAAUUCGAAAAGUCUUUCCAAAUGGCGACGUUCCAGUACCAGAACUGUUUGGUUGGCGGAAAUACGGGGAUCGGGUUUUCAUUUACAUGAGCCUUGUGCCGGGAGAAACACUCCGAGAAGUCUGGCAAUCGCUUAAUGAGGAUGACAAGGCUUCACUUCAGAACCGACUCAAGGAGAUCAUUGGUACACUGAGAAAGCUCAAGCAAUCGCCCGAAAUCAUCGGCUCUGCCCGCCGAGGACCACUACAAGACCGUUUCUUUCGGAUAGACGGGGAGAAAAGUCCUUUGUCUAGUAUUAAACAGUUCAACGAUUGGCUGUUCGCUAUUGCAACCCGCCAGGAUCCCCAACCAGGGAAAGAGAUCCAAGGCCUAGACCACCCUGAUAUGUACCGCGACGUGCUCCCGGAUGAAGGCAAUAUUUAUUUUACUCAUGGAGAUCUUACCCUGGUCAAUAUUAUGGUCUCGGGUUCUCCUGGCACUUAUGUUAUCACAGGGAUCAUUGAUUGGGAGCAGGCAGGGUGGUAUCCUGACUAUUGGGAGUAUUGUAAGAUUUUGCUGGGAGUUUAG
Fusarium graminearum PH-1 is the source of this 729-nucleotide messenger RNA. RefSeq lists its product as uncharacterized. The record is from RefSeq and is a predicted model, not a curated record. Lineage: Eukaryota; Fungi; Ascomycota; Sordariomycetes; Hypocreales; Nectriaceae. The coding region runs from base 1 to 729 and encodes 242 amino acids. The transcript has 3 exons.